AUGAGGACUGUCGCUCUUACCCUGGCUCUGCCUGCACUCGCUGGCGCCUUCGACGUCAAGCCCUACGUCGAGUCCGACAAGCUCCAGGCCCUCAUCAACAUCGACGACCUGCUCGCCGGCUCUCAGAAGCUCCAGUCCAUUGCUGAUGCCCACGGUGGAAACCGCGCGUUUGGCGGCGGUGGCCACAAUGCCACGGUCGACUGGCUGGUCGAGGAGCUCCAGAAGCUCGACUACUACGACAUCUACAAGCAGCCCUUCACCGAGGAAUUUGUAGGCUCAACGGCCGCUCUCAACAUCAAGGGUGUUGACGUUCAAUCCCGUCCUCUGGUAUACACCCCUGCCGGAAACGUCAGCAAUGCGCCCCUCGUCGCCGUCGCCAACUCUGGCUGUGAUGCCCGAGAUUUCCCUGCCGCCGUCGCUGGCGGUGUCGCGCUUAUGCCGAGAGGCUCUUGCAACUUAUCCACCAAGGCCACCCUCGCCAAGUCUGCCGGCGCCGCUGCUGCCAUCGUCUACAAUGACGAGGAAGGUGAUCUUAGGGGAUCCUUUGGCGAGGAGUCGGAUGCCCAUGCACCCUCCGUGGGCAUCACCCAAGCCGAGGGCCAGGCCUUCCUUGCUUCUCUCAAGGCUGGCCAAGAUGUCAGGGUCAAUCUCAACCUCGUCUCUGUCGUCGAGAAACGCACCAACUACAACGUAAUCGCCGAGACGAGAGGGGGAGACCACAACAACGUGCUCAUGAUCGGAGGCCACGCCGACUCUGUUUUUGCCGGCCCUGGUAUCAACGAUGACGGUUCCGGCACUGUUGGUGUCCUUACAGUUGCCAAGGCUCUUAGCCGGUUCAGCACCAAAAACGCUGUUCGUCUUGCUUUCUGGGGCGCCGAGGAGUAUGGCAAGCUCGGCUCGUACUUCUACGUCAAGCAGCUCAACAGCUCCGCCUCGGAGCUUCUCAAAAUCCGCGCAUACCUCAACUUUGACAUGAUUGCCAGCCCCAACUACCGACUCUCCAUCUACGACGGCGACGGCAGCACCUUCAACUUUUCGGGCCCCCCUGGUUCUGACGUUAUCAAGAAGCUCUACGAGCGGUUCUACGAGGCCAGGGGUCUCAGCCACGUCCCCAGCGAGUUCAACGGCCGUUCCGACUAUGCUGCCUUCAUCGAGAACGGUAUCCCCGCUGGUGGUGUCUUCACCGGCGCUGAGGCUCUCAAGACCGAGGCCGAGGCUGCUCUCUUUGGAGGCCUGGCCGGCGUCUCCUACGACCCCAACUAUCACCAGGCUGGCGACGACAUCAAUAAUCUGAACCACGAUGUCUACCUCAUCAACGCCCAGGCCAUCGCCCACAGCGUUGCCACGUACUCGAUGAGCUGGGACACCAUCCCCCCGGUCUCGCUUCCUCAGCGCAUGUGGGCCGCUGACACGGCCAUGCAUCUCAUGCACGCUGCUGAGCUUACCGGCCACGCUCACGAUGGACCAUGCGGUGGUGGUGUGACUGUCUUGAUCUAG
Molecule: messenger RNA, 1497 nt
Organism: Colletotrichum graminicola M1.001
Lineage: Eukaryota; Fungi; Ascomycota; Sordariomycetes; Glomerellales; Glomerellaceae
Product: peptidase family M28
Exons: 2
Coding region: 1-1497 (498 amino acids)
Biological process (GO): proteolysis
Molecular function (GO): metalloexopeptidase activity; aminopeptidase activity
Source: RefSeq, a predicted model, not a curated record